Molecule: messenger RNA, 1771 nt
Organism: Catharus ustulatus (Swainson's thrush)
Lineage: Eukaryota; Metazoa; Chordata; Aves; Passeriformes; Turdidae
Gene: UBXN10
Product: UBX domain protein 10
Exons: 2
Coding region: 43-906 (287 amino acids)
Cellular component (GO): endoplasmic reticulum
Molecular function (GO): ubiquitin binding
Source: RefSeq, a predicted model, not a curated record
CAACGGCGCCGUGCGGCGGGAGCGGGGCAGCCCGCAGGUGCAAUGGCCACAGCGGCUUUUCGGGACUCAGCACCGGCUCAGCUGCGCUUCCGUCCGGGCACAGCCACUGUGCCGUGGGCCAGCAGUGUCACCAUGCACGUCUCCAGGCCCAAAUCUGCCAAGGGACAGAGGCCAAGCCUGAGCCACCGUCAGGGCAUGGAAGCCUGUCUGUGCCACGUGCCAUCCUCCCCGCUGGCAGCCUCUCCUCGGGAGUUAGUGAGCAGCCGGAGAGCAGCACUCACAAAACCGGCGUUCCCACCUGCCCAGGUGUCCUGUGAGAAAAUCUCAAAGCUCCUGCAGCAAGUGCCUCUGAAGACCUCCUCCUCCCUGAACAAGUACCGGGUGCUCCCCUCCAUCAUCCGCAAGGGCGCGGGGAGCGACGCCGUGGGAGCCUUGGCUGAACGGACCGAGCGGCUGCAAGUGAGCGAGGGGCAGGAGGAUGCUCCAAAAGCCAAGACUGUUUCUGGAGGACAGAGAUCUGCCAGCACGUUGUCAGGAAGUGACAUUGGCACUGAAGAGAGCUCACAGAGGCGCUGUGCCCCCGGGCAGUGGGGGAGGCAGCAGAGGCAGCAGAGCUCUCGGGUGCUCCCUGUGAGCCCGGAAGGGCCGCACGUGCUGCUCGCUGUCCGGUCUCCCUCUGGGCAGAGGUUUGAGCACCACUUCAGGCCCUCUGACAGUCUCCAGACGGUCCUUGCCGUGGCAGGACAGAAACUAUUGGCCAACUUCCAACACUGCAGGGUUGAAACCAUGGAGGUUCCCCGGAGGAGCUUCUCUGACCUUACCAAGUCCCUUCAGGAGUGCGGGAUCCUGCCCAGGUCCGUGCUGUGCAUCCGACGGGACGAGCAGCACCGUGCAGCAGAUCUUUAGGCACACAGGGAUGCUGUGGGUCUUUCUGCUCAGUGCUUCUUCCAAAAAAUCCAGUCUGAUGCUUCCUGCACCCACUUGAUCUUCCAUGUCCCACGAAAUCCCCAUGAAGCAGAGAUAUGAAUAUGUAAUAGUGUUUGGAAUAGUAUUUCAGAUGCAUAAACCUGAUUCAUACAGAGCAGCUCGUGUCACCUGUGCCAUCACAAAUGUCUUCCUCAGCACCACCAAUCUUCAGCCUUUCUGGUGUGUUGAAGUUGCUGAUGUUUGAAAUCUCAGGUUUCCAAGGCUUCUCCCCUUGUCCUUUUCUGUGUUUUGGGAAGGUACCACUUCUCUGAAUGCAGUAGCACCAUUUAGAAAAGUAGAAACAGAACUGGUUAAGCUGCAGGACCACCUUCAGUAGUUUAUCAUUAUCCUAAACAUCUUCUCAAGAGACUGAAAAGGAGAUCAUACCCUGAAGCCAUCUGGAAAUAACAGUAAUAACACAUUAAUGAAUUACUGUGAAGUAUUAAAUUGCAAGACUGAUUGUAAAAUCCUGUGAGGGUUCAGUUGUUUCUGGGUAACCUCAGUCCAGCUCGUAACUGUGACUAAAUCAUCUUUUUAAAAACAAAUUAUUAUUAUUUUGGCUGUCUUGGGGAGCAGCAGGAUUUUCUCCUUAGUCUUCCUUCUCUUAUUCAGCUCAUGUGAUCCAUAGGUAAGAAGAGAUGGAUAGUUAAGAAGGGAUGUUACACAUAAUUCCAUUUAAUUCCUCUACACUGAAGUGAGUUAGUCCAAGAAGCAAUGCUGCUUUGGGAAUUUUUAAAUAAGGUACUAAUGGGAUUUGACUGGGAAUUGGCUCAAGGAGUAAGCCAUCUUUUACUAAACCACCAUU